Symbiodinium natans is the source of this 3117-nucleotide messenger RNA. NCBI's taxonomy places the organism in Eukaryota, Dinophyceae, Suessiales, Symbiodiniaceae. The record is from the annotation of a GenBank genome assembly.
AUGGCGCAAUCAUGUGGCUCCGAACCGGCCUCGGCCUUGGCGGCCUUGGCCACGUGCCGCAGCGUUGCCAUUGACGAGGACACCUGCGCCCUGGACAUCAGGCUGCAUUCGGAGCACCCUGCCCAGCAGCAGCCCACGCCCACGAGCAUGCACUUCGUGCUGGACAACAGUGGAAGCAUGGGCAGCAACACUCGGAAUGCUCAGAGUUGCUUUGCACGGCUUGUAUCCUCGGCCACGGAGCCCAGCUCGCUGACCGUCUUCUCCAACGAAGCCACCCACAUCGGCAACUUCACGACGGCUUCAUCCAUGCAGGCGGCCUCGCUACCAAGGCAGGGUCAGACGAACAUCACCGCAGGCAUCCAGACUGCUCUGAUGGAAGUGCGAAAGCAAGAAGCCAUCAAUGGGGGCACGACCCACCACGUACUGAUCUUGCUGAGCGAUGGGGCGCACAAUGUGGGCCCACACCCCUCCACGGGCCUGCCUCAACUUGGAGAAGCCCUUCGAAAUGAUCUGCCACGGCUCCGCCUCUCCGUAGUCGUCGUGGGUGUUACGUCCUCGUCGGACACCUCCAUGGGCAUGUUGCUGAAGCGAAGCCUGGAGACGGUUCCUCUGGAGUCGUUGGAGCCGAUCUACUUUGCAUCCAGCGCCGCCAAGAUGAGCGAGGUGUUGGUCGAGCUCACGGAAGGCCUCUCUUCCCUGAGGGGAAGCCUGGUAAAGGCCCAGCUGACAGGCCCCGCUGGGUUCGUGACAUCGCUGGGCGCCGAACCGGUUCAGGAGGUGACCUUCAUGUCGGGCAGCGGCGAGCAGUUCUUCGUCGUGAAGACCGCGGCUCAAAGCGCCAAGGCCCUGGAACUCAGCAUCGACGGCCUGCCUGUCCCCUGUUUGCCCAUGAACGUGUUUGACGUCGAGUUUGCCAGCUCUGCGUUGCAGCCCUUGCUGUCGCGUGCCCGUGUCGCACGAGUUGCCGGCCAGGCCGAGGGCCUUGCCCGCGCAGCCGUGGAACAGCUUGACCAGUGGGUGUCGGCUAUCGAGCGGAAGUGUGAGCAGCAGAGUGAAGGGGCGACCUUUCGUCUGGCAGGCGUGUCCCCUCAGCAGCGCGUUGCCCAGCACAAGAGCUCCACACGCCUGCUGCAUCACGCCCGCGAGCUGCGCAACCACCUGACCGAGCUCGAAGCCUUCCGAGUCAACAACUCCGCUGAGCAGGCGGCCUUCUUGACCGGCAAGUCUUCCAAGUACGCUGGGAAGGCUCUGAAGCGUGCUGCCCAACGUGGCGGCGGUGUCCAGGGCAGCGUUUCUGGGCUUGUGGAGGACAUGUGCGCACAGGGCGCGAAGCUGCCGGCCGCUCUCCGACGGGACCUGCGUGCGAAGAUCUCUGCACUCCCGGAGACCAUGCGACAGCGCCUGCAGGAAUGCCUGGAAGCUUCCGGAAGUUCCGGAAGCUCGGAAGCAGCCUCGCUCUGCAGGGGGGAGGUGUCUCCCAGCACGGACGCAUUGCUAGAUGGCCAAGUCAUGGAGCACUUGCAGACAUUGCUGGGAGCCCGCCAGUCGUAUCUGUCUUUAAACACUCCAGGACAGCAGCUCAGCGAGUGGAGGACAGUUGCAGAUGCAGGCCACUUGUGCGGCUCCGGGUACGAGCUCUUGAUGUUUGUGGGCAGCUUGGGAUAUCCAAUAGAGGUCCGCCGCAGGGACGCUACUCAGAUGAACCCCUUUGCCAUGGAGGUCGCGAACGUGCACAGUACCUUGGCAGACACGGCGUCCCUGCUCUGCGCUCUCCAGAGUGAGCAGGAGCUGACCCCUCCAGAGGGCGGGAAGCCGAUCGAGGACUUGUUGGUGCUGGUGGACCCCGAUUUCCCACAAGCCAGCCGCAUUGUGGUGAACAGUGUGCUGCUACGUGAGACUUACACAUCCGUUGUGCUGUGUCGGGACCUUCACAUGUACACCGGCAACCUCAUGCGCAUUGCCCUCCAUGCCCAUGCACUCCUUGCAGCCGCUCAGCCCGUGCAGCGCGAGUGGGACGGGCUGCCCGUACAGGAGGCGGCCCUGGUGGCGCCUCCACCCUUUACUGAGGCACGCAUCCAGCUACUCCUCCGCAUCUGCUACUCCGCCAGGAAGAUCUGGCAGCUUGACGAGAUGGCGGACCUCUGCAGCAAGAUGGAGAACUGGGAGGACCUCACCACCGCCGACGGGGUGGAGCACCCAGUAAAGCUGCUGCUGGCCUUAGCCGCCGCUGAUGUGGGGAAGGGCUGCCUAGACCCCGUGCCGGUUCUGAUGCUCCUCAACGAGGUUUGCGCGCGGAAGGCGCACGACGACGUCAAGGCGGGAGUGAAGGCCGAGAGCAGGGUCCGCGCGUUCUUGGGCAUCACCGCCGAGUCGGCGCCUACCUGCGCAGCCCUGGGCGAGGCAGAGCCCCUGUACGAGGUGGUGGCGGCGGACUGCUGUGCCGACUACGACCUGGACACCGGCGCCGCCGCCUUCGACUUCCAGAGCUGGGUGUUGGACGCCGUGUUGCGUUACGUGCCGGCGCUGCACUUCGUUCGCCAGCUGCAUGCCUGCCUGGCCCAUCGUCAGGGAGGUUGGGCGAAGCUUGAGCAGGACAUGGAGGCGGGUCCCUGGGCGUAUGAGGACGUGGUGGCUCAUCUAAAGGCGGACCAAUCAAGCCAGUCUCUGUUGGAGUGCUUGGGAACCACACAUCUACAGCUGCAGCGCACCCUCGCCACCAUGGCCGCGCAGGCGUAUCUGUACGGCAACUCACAUAGCCGACGCUUGAAGGAGGUAGGGGGAGACCUGGAGCAGCCGCUUGGCAACGUCACGGAUGGCGACACGCUGCGGGCGCUUGCCGUGAAGGGGCGCAUGGGCAUCUACCUCGGCAGGGUCCAGGAGAAGAUGCGGGAGUGGCAACGGGAGGGCACAGAGAUGACACGUGCUCGUGCUGUCGUAGCGGACCUGGGCCAGUACUCUGAUCUCUGCUCCUCGCACGUGCAUGGCCUAUCCAAGCCUGAAUUCUGGGGCUUGUGGCGCGCAGCGCUUGCGGACGGCGGGCCGAAUGGGCAGAAGGCCUUGGCCUUCUUGUCCAGGGCCAAUCACGACUUCUGCAACAAGCACCGCCUGCCACGGUGA